Molecule: messenger RNA, 3594 nt
Organism: Scophthalmus maximus (turbot)
Lineage: Eukaryota; Metazoa; Chordata; Actinopteri; Pleuronectiformes; Scophthalmidae
Gene: cipca
Product: CLOCK-interacting pacemaker a
Exons: 4
Coding region: 178-1233 (351 amino acids)
Biological process (GO): negative regulation of DNA-templated transcription; negative regulation of circadian rhythm
Cellular component (GO): nucleus
Source: RefSeq, a predicted model, not a curated record
AAUACUACUGGCCAAAUUUGUUACUGGUAGCAACGUGAUCUGGUUGCCAAGCUAAAGCUAGCGUUAGCCUAGCUUACCGAGCUAAUCGAUAAGACAUGAAAUCCGACUCGUGGAGAGGACAUCGUCUCACGUUGAUGUUGUCAACCUUGCAUUGCACGCACCGAAAAGGAAGCUAGCAUGAACCGUUCCAGUCGACCCAACAGACACGGCACACCGGCAUUCACCAGGGCAACGCGCCCGGGAGCGUCAAAGCCUGACCUGGAGAGAGAGUCAGGCUUCUCAGAUGCUAGCUCGGGGUACCUCAGUGCAGUCGAUCUGACUGACUCCGAAGAUGCAGGAAGGACGGGGAUGUUCUGCCAGGACCCAAAUGGUCCACAGGUGGCCGUGAUGGGAGGCUCAUAUGCCGGACUGUCUCCAAUGAUUAUCAUGAACAACUUGGUCCUGAAUCAGCCAUCAGUGAUGGCUCCAGCAGAGAAACAGUGGGGCUUUUCUUCACCCUUGGAAGUGAUGGCUCAACCACAGGUGGUUCUUCUCCAACCCAUGGUGUCGAACGGUGCCAGCAGCUCUCCAAAGACUUGCUCUGAAAAUAUCCGACAAUCCAAAGGCCAAAUGCCCGUCAUCAAGUCAUACCCUAGAAUCGCCCCUCUCCCUGCAGAUAUGCCAACUAAAAAGGUGGGAUCCUCCAGGAUGAGGCCGGGUUCAACAUCAGGAUAUGACCAGCGAAAGAGGAGGCACCACCACAGCCACAGGCCUUACAGCUCCCGCAGCCCACAGCCACAACUGAAGAGUCCAGUCAAACCCAUCUCCAACUCAGAAACCGCAAACAACCAGGCGCAGGCAGCGGAGCGUCAGGAGCAGCUUGGUGACGAGUCCCUUUACCUGAUGGCAGGAACCGGCGCUCUGCCGCCCAUGACAGAUGAAUUCAGGACAGGGGAGGACAGUGAUGAAAUCCACGACUCUAUCUCAAUGGAGAACAACAAACUGAAACGUUUCAGCAAUACCUACAAUGUUCUCAACAAGUCUGGCUUGCUGGGGAUCACCAUGCGCACAAAGCAGCUGAUGAAGGAGAACAAGCGCACCCAAGGCCAACUGAAGCAGCUUCAAGAGCAGACGGCUCUGCUGCUAGAGGCGCUGAGCAGCAGAGACCCACAGCUGUGGACUAAACUCCAGCUCUCUCUGCAGGACAUGGAUAAGGAACAGUGGGGAGCUAAAGCUCAGAGACCUCUUGCAUAAUGUAUUUGGUGCAUGUGACCAGAGGUUCUCGGUCUGAGGGACAAAAGGUGGUUUAAUGAAUGUGAAAAACAAAUCUCAAAUCUUUUCAAGAAGAGCCUUCUUUUUGUGAAAUAAUCAACUCAGCAUCACACAUUACAACGUAACAGAGAAUAAUUGAACUAAACCAAAUGCUUAAAUGCUUUCAUCAGCAGGUUUUAAGUACAAAUGAUCUUAAAGUUGCAGACAAUGGAGACAAAAAACAAGAACUGCUGGUCUGAUCUCCAAAAUAUGAAGAUGUAGCACAUCCACUGUUAGCAGGUGGGAGUUAGGUAGCAUGCUUACAUUUCAAACCCUUGCCUAUAACAUUUUUUCUUUCCAAAUAGCAAGUAUCACUUGCAAUAGGGCUAUGCCAAACUCCCGAUGGCAUAAAGCAUGCCUUACAGCAAGAUGUGAGGGCACAUGGGGCUCAUCUCUUGUACAUGCCCUGACUCUGUUCUGCAGAAAAUACACAAGCACCAUUUUUUAAAACUUUUUAAAUGGAAUAGAAAUCCCAAUUUGGAUGGAGGCAUUUAGAUUUUUCUCUUUGCUGAAAUGCAUCUUGAAUCAUCAAGGUUUUUUUUUCUUUUUCUGUUGACCUUGUUUUUACAUUGUAUAGUAUAUGAAACUGAAAAAAAGAGUUUGAGGUCACAGGUUUGGUUUAACAUUACUUAUUUUUAAUGAAAAUUUGUAAAUAUGAAUCUGGUAUCUUAAGUAAUUAUUUUUUAAAGGAGUCUAUUAUCCUAAUUUCCAGCUACAUUUUUUGAUUGUGGGCCACCACUACAGAAGCUUUACAUGAUGGACAAUUCAGAAGACCUUAGUUAUCUCAUACUGCCGGUUCUGCAGGCCCUGAGCACUACUGUGACAUACGUCCGCCUCAUUGUUUAAAACGCCAUGUUUUAAUAUGGACGUCUGACAUUGCAACAUAAUGUAUUUGACAGAACAUACGGGAAAAGCAUAAUGGGCCUCCUUUCAUUAUUUUUUUUCUUGCAUUGGUCUAUUUUCUGCUGCAUACUGUACCUAGGGUCGGGUCAUAGUGGCGACAUGGUUAACCGAGCAGCCAGACGUCUCUGUCCUCUGCAACGUUUUACAGCCCCUCUUGGGGGAAUCCCUAAGCAUUCGAUAAUAAUCUCUCCAGCAUGUUAUGGGUCUGCCCUGGGGUCUACCUACCACUCAGGAGGCCUUCUAACCAGAUGCCUUAACCCAAAAGUGAAAGAUCAGCAGCUCUACUCAGAGUUCCUUACCAUACCCUUACCCUCAGGCUAGAUAAUAUUGACAAAUGCUAAACCAGUUACAAAUGGAAAACAGUACAUUGUACUGGGUACUGUACAUAUGUUGUUUUGGCGACUGUCUGCGCCUGCUGCUGCGUAUGACUCCUCUGCCUGCUGCCCUGUAUUUCUGUUUUUGACCGAGGCUGAAGCUCUGUGAACUACAACGGCACUAAGUACGGUGUAUGAAAACAUAAACCGUAUGUACGUUAGUAAUAUUAACAAACCAAUAACAUUAUAAGAGGUUUGAGAGUUCUCGUGAGCAUUUUAAUUUUUUUCGAAAGAUCCCCGGAAGAGAUGUAGGAGUUUACAAAUUAGCAAGAACUUUAAUUAGAGCAAGUGCAGUGCUGUAGCCAUAGAACUGUCCUGAUUUAGCAUAUGUUGCUGCCGUGCUUAUUGCUCCUGUAAUUUCAAGCGUAAUAGGAUUUAGUUUUAGCUGAAACUUUAAGACAGUAAUGACUGCUAAAUAUUUUCAUUUAGUUUCUUGUUACAAACUCUUGCACUUUAGCUACAAGAUUACUGACGACAAUUGUUUGUGUCUCCAAAGGAGCAUUCUGUCUAGGUAAAAUAAUGUGAGUAUAAAUGUUUAACUGGAGGCCUGUGCCUUUCAAUUUGUCUGUUUGUCUCCAUAUCAAUGCGUGAGCAGCUUAGAUUUUUUUGUAUUUCUUUGUGAGCUUUAUGUGGAAGAUUGUUGAAUGCCUCCAAAGAAUUGAUGUUGUUCUUGGAAAGUGGAAAGUGAACCAUAGCUCUGGUGACAUAGUACAUUCAGAGUUGCAGUGGCGAUAAGAUAACCGUGAAGACAGAUAGUCAUAAAUGGUUGUGUCGAACGCUGAGUGUAGGUCAACUGUUGUGUAAUUUAUUUUAGCAACUAAUGUUGCAAUAUUUUGUAAUCAUAGAAAUAAAUAUUGGUCUUGUUUUUUGUUUUAAAAGAGCAAAAUAAGGGUUACAAUUUAUUUUAAAUUACUUUUUCAGAUAUUACUUUUUUCCUGUUAUUGUGAAAUGUGCUUUAUGUAUCUUUUCUUCAGCAAAAGUCACUUUGACUUAUAAUGAACAGUCAUAAAGUUAAGUUUGAUGACCA